Osmia bicornis bicornis is the source of this 3411-nucleotide messenger RNA. RefSeq lists its product as uncharacterized. Lineage: Eukaryota; Metazoa; Arthropoda; Insecta; Hymenoptera; Megachilidae. Bases 1352 to 2314 code for a protein of 320 amino acids. The record is from RefSeq and is a predicted model, not a curated record. The transcript has 4 exons.
CGGACAAGGUUCCCGGUGGCUGUCAACGCCGUUGUCGCGUACGAUCGUAGCCGGCACUCGAACAACGACCCAGUGAAACAUCGCGUAAACGACGAUGUGACCGUACGGAUCGUUUCGCAUCGCGUUAUUCAAAACUUAUCCAUCCGUGUUUCUCACGCGAAACGUGAUCGUUCGGUGACAGGCAACGUUCACAAGGUUCGCAACAACUUGUUCGUCGAUGUGAUACAAAGUGUUGUAUACACACGCUGGAGGAAUGCUUACUAUCAGCUUAUGGAUUAACGUGAUCGAUGGUGAUCGAUGUACCUGUACAGUGAGUUCGACGGUGAAACAGUGCGAUAGCAUCGAUUGAUCCUAUCGAUAAACGAACGGUGAUCGACGCCUAGCUGCAGCAAUUAAGCAUAUCUCUCGGUUACUCGGUGACACGUGGUUCUACGGACAAAGUGACACGUGACUGGAUCGCGUAUUCGAAGUAAAAUAAAUAAUUUUAAAAAUUAUUCUCUAAUCGCGACUCGAAAGUGAAGGAAAAAGGUGUAUCUUGUAAUGAAGUGACAUUGGAAGUGUUACGAAGGAUCCAACGAUCGAUGGCACCCAUGGUAUGUAUUAAUCUUCCAGUGACUGCGGUGGUAUGGGAUUAAUGUACGAGAGUCUGAUCGAAGUGACACCGGAAGUGUUCGAGAGAAUGCGAAGAAGUGGAAACAGAAGGGAUAAUCCGUGGUGUAGCACCGUAGGCCGAUAGCCAGUCAGAAGGACACUCGUAGCGGAUAAUUAAUCCGGCUACUAAUUAGUCGCGGAGCAGUCUAAAGAGGCAAAUACGCGCGGGAAGCGUCGCUGAUUAAAACUCACCGGCGGAUGACCCGGAAGGAUCCGGAUGAAAGACCGGGCUAAUGAGACCGGGGAGACGCCUCGAAAGCUUGUAAGAAAGCGAUACUGAAGCAAGUCCGAGGAUCAUCUACGAGGAUAUUUAAAAAUUAUUCUUAAACAUGACACUAUCGUCCUAUCGAAAUAACCCUGUUGCUUCGAGGGGAUAAAAAUUCAAAUUUCCACAAUAUUUCUUUAAAUGAAUAAAUCAAAAAGGGUUGGGUUAUAAGACGACUUGUCUUUGUGCCUCUGAUUAGUGGUUAAUUAGUAAUUAACACCCGUCGACAAGGAUAUCGACAUUUUUCAAAUUGGAGGAUACACCCAGUUCGAAUUUCAAAGAAACAACACCUACCUGGACUAAGGAUCCAAAGGAUUCGUCAGGGUCCUCGGUGCACAGGACCCUAUAUCGUGUCUAAGGUGCAAAUUACACUACACAGUGGACUUUUUACCGGAUUGGUCCACGCGCAGACGGUUGUCAAAUGUCGAGAGCACGAUGAAGCACUCGAGGCAACGACCGAGUGGCUCGAGUGCCACUUCGAUCGGUGAUUCGUGGAAAUCCAGGUGUGGAAAGUGUCCCAGGAAAAUGGGGCUCCUUUUGUCGCUACUGAUGCUCUGCUCUCUGCUACGUACAGGAAGGAGUCUGCAACUGGUUCGACUGGACGUACCUAGUAUAACGGAUCCCAGGUGGGACAAAGUGGCCCUGAGGUGCGAAUACGACUUGGGUGGCGAGGAUUUGUACUCGGUGAAAUGGUACAAGGAUGGAGCGGAGUUCUUUAGGUUUAUGCCCGGUUCGAAACCUGCCGGACGCGAUUUCCCCGUCGAUGGCGUCUACGUAGACGUGAACAAAAGCGACAGCAAACAGGUGACGCUUCUGGGACAGGUGAACAGUCGCAGAGGUAAGGUGAGUCUCGCGGGAUCUUAUGGCUGCGAGGUAUCCUCAGAGGGGCCGAGUUUCCUGACGAUCUACGGCGAGGCUAACAUGAGCGUCGCCAUCCCUCCGAAGGAGCCACCCACCCUUCAUGGUCUUCGACCGUCUUACGAGGCCGGCGAGACCUUGUACACCGAGUGCACCUCGGCGCCGAGUUACCCUCCGGCGCUCCUUGCUUUCAUCCUCAACGGGAAAGAGGUGAACAAAGCGUUGACCAAAGAACUGCCAAGCGGAUCGGCCACGGAGGACAGCAUCGUGUCGUCGACGCGUCUGCGUCUGACGUUACGCUUAGAACGACAUCAUUUCCCCGGCGGAACUUUAACUUUGACCUGUCAGUCCACCCUGCCAGGAGUCGUUGGCACCAGAGCUUUAGAGAGGAUGGAGACCGCGACUUUGGCCGCCAACAAUCAGCGACUCGCUCAAGAACCACCAAGAUCUACAUCAAGCUUCAACCAACCCCUCCUGUCGAGCAUAGUUUGCUGCGUUCUAACGAUGAUCCGUGGUAAUUUAGCACCUCUGCAUGUUUAAUAUUUACCAAACGUAAGGACACGCUCCAAGUCGUCAUCGAAACUCGCUCAAAAGUCGAACAGAAAGAUUUCGCUCAAGUUUCUCAAUUAUUUUCACCCCGGGAUACGAUCGUUGGCGUAACUAGGAAGGCUUCUAACGCGAAGCGUUUCGAUUUCAAAAUUAGACGAUUAGAAACAGCUAUGGGUAAACUAAUUAGGGACCUCGGUCCAGCUUAGAGGAAAAUUCUAGUUACGUCAAUGGGCACGAUAUGCUUCUUAGAAAGAAAACUAAGGUAACCACUUCGAGUUGAAAUGUUUGCAAUUCUAAACGUUAAGCUCUAAGCGAAUUUUCGUUCUCCGGUGUCGCGAAAUUUCGUUAAGAAACAUUCUCGAAAAGCGACUACUCGGUGCCGACAACGCGUUAAUUGCUCGCGAGAAUUUCGUACGGGGGAUUAAUUGUUGCGCACACGUAUGUAAUAUUCAUAAACACUCACACCAGGGGGACACACGUAUGUAUGUAUGUAUAUGUAUACACGCGAACAGGACGGCGACUGGGAUUAUCAACGAGCGAGUGAACAAAGAAGAAACACUAUAGCAAUAUAUAAUUUCAUUGAAAAUCGUGUUGUUAACGCGACGUUGUACAUAGUGUAUGAUUGUGAGGUAGAUUAACGAGACGGUGUCGUGUGUAAUUAAGGGUGGAAGGAGAGCGACAAACACGGUGAAAGUAAACGGGGGAAAUUCGUUAGAAACCGAUGGGAGUUUACAAUCACGGCCGACGUACGGCCGAUUGUUUUACGCGAUAUGCACGUUAUUCACGAAAAUUCUGUCGAGCCUGAGAGACACGAUGGGUACACCAAACGAACGUGAACUAACGUGAACUCGAAUCGAAACGGAUUCCGGCUUUACGUGGUUCGCGAAUCAACGUACUAAUUGUAUUCUCCUCUCGGCGGGAAUCCUUUUUUUUUUUUUUUGGUGGCGUACAAGAAUUUAUAUACAUAUAUAAAUAAAUAUAUAUAUAUACAUAUACGUAUAUGUAUACACGAGGAAUAUCGUCGUAUUUACGUUUUACUGUAAUUUUACAUGAUCCAUAUCUGAUCGUUAUGACACAUUUCAAACAAU